UGUCCAGUGAGCAAAUGUCUAAUGAGCAAAUGUCCAGUGAAUAACUGUCUAAUGAGCAAAUGUCCAGUGAACAACUGUCUAAUGAGCAAAUGUCCAGUGAACAACUGUCCAGUGAGCAAAUGUCCAGUGAACAACUGUCUAAUGACCAAAUGUCCAGUGAACAACUGUCCAGUGAGCAAAUUUCCAGUGAACAACUGUCUAAUGAGCAAAUGUCCAGUGAACAACUGUCUAAUGACCAAAUGUCCAGUGAACAACUGUCCGGUGAACAAAUGUCCAGUGAACAACUGUCUAAUGAGCAAAUUUCCAGUGAACAACUGUCUAAUGAGCAAAUGUCCAGUGAACAAUUGUCCAGUGAUCAAAUGUCCAGUGAACAACUGUCUACUGAGCAAAUGUCCAGUG
Messenger RNA from Lottia gigantea (owl limpet), 399 nucleotides. RefSeq lists its product as hypothetical. NCBI's taxonomy places the organism in Eukaryota, Metazoa, Mollusca, Gastropoda, Lottiidae. The annotation marks the transcript as partial. The transcript has a single exon. The record is from RefSeq and is a predicted model, not a curated record.